UAUCUGUGUGCACUCGAAGAAGCCAAUGUUGUGUUUACUUAUGUUUUUACAUCGCGUUUUUGCACAUUUCUGCAAACUUCAGCCUUCAGUUUCUGGGAACAAGACGAGUCCCUUUUUUCCAACGGAUGUUUGUGAUCUCUUGUCAUAAAGCUGUCCAACCUCGAAGAGUGAGUAUUUGAAACGCGAGGGAAAGGGACAGAGAAUGUCUUAUUUAAAUAGAAAGGACCGGAAGCGAGUCAGCAUGCCGGAGCCUGUGAAUCACCAGGUGAACGCCGCUCGUAAGACGUUCCAGACUCUCUACCAGAUCUCUAAGCUGCUGAAUACAAAUCUAGAUCCGACCACUUUGAGUAUCUGUAUCAGGCUAUGUGAGAAUGGAGUGAAUCCACAUGCCCUCGCGACGGUGGUGAAGGAACUUCAACGAGAAGUCAAAGCGAUGAACGACGGACAACUGGAGUCUUCCACCAGCAAGACUAGCACAACCAAAUGAACAUGAACAAGUAUGACGCUAUUGUUGCUCUCCUACACUCUCUACAGAAUUGAUCUUGCGUUGUUAAAAAAUAUACGUUUUUGAAUGUAGAUAGUAUAUGAUAUUUUAUUUAUUAUACGAAUAAACUAAUAAACAUACAGUGUAAACUUAACGCUUGAUAGAAAUAAUUUGGUUUUUGUAAACAAAGUAGAAAAAAAUAUUUCUCGAAAGUAUACUUUUUAUAUAAAAAUAGACAAAUAGAAAUCGUUUCAGAAAUUAA
Molecule: messenger RNA, 746 nt
Organism: Trachymyrmex septentrionalis
Lineage: Eukaryota; Metazoa; Arthropoda; Insecta; Hymenoptera; Formicidae
Product: mitotic-spindle organizing protein 1-like
Exons: 2
Coding region: 203-487 (94 amino acids)
Biological process (GO): gamma-tubulin complex localization; mitotic spindle assembly; microtubule nucleation by interphase microtubule organizing center
Cellular component (GO): centrosome; gamma-tubulin ring complex; spindle
Source: RefSeq, a predicted model, not a curated record